AAAUAAAGAAAUAUUCUCACCGUACUCGCCGACAAUAUCGGUUUCCUAUAAAAGCGGUCUCUAAGCACCGUGUUUACUCAGUUUAAAACAAGUGGUUCGAGGAAAAUGCAGGCCGCGAAAGUGAUCUUUGUUCUGAGUUUGACCCUGGCCCUUGCCUGCGGUAGAAGGCCGAUUGGUGCUCCGAAUCCCCUAGAAGGAGAUGACCUAGCAAAGGCAAAGGACCUUCUGACCACCACCCUCAACAAACUAGCCGCAGGAGCUGGUCCUAAGUACGAAGUGGUGAAUGUGACCUCUGCAUCCAGCCAGCUGGUGGCUGGUUCCCUGUACAAAUUCGAGGUGGAACUGUCCAACGGAUCUGACAACAAGGAGUGCACCGUGAAUAUCUGGGACAGACCUUGGCUGCUGGAGAAGGGUGAGAGUACCAAUAUCAAGAUCCAGUGCAAAGAUGAGGCUGAGGUCGACACCACUUGGUAGAUCAGGUUUCUUGAGCUUAGUCAAAUAAAUGUGAUCUAAUAAAAAGUGCGAGAAUUAUAA
Molecule: messenger RNA, 534 nt
Organism: Drosophila biarmipes
Lineage: Eukaryota; Metazoa; Arthropoda; Insecta; Diptera; Drosophilidae
Product: cystatin-like protein
Exons: 3
Coding region: 106-474 (122 amino acids)
Molecular function (GO): cysteine-type endopeptidase inhibitor activity
Source: RefSeq, a predicted model, not a curated record